AUGGCAGGGCAGUGGCGGGAAAUUCUGGCCCGGGAGUACUGGGAGCACGAUGAUAACCGCCAGUUGCAAGGAGAGAUUCGUCACAUCGCACAGCUGCAAUACAACACGGAGCAGAUGCUUGGGGAACAGGAGGGCUUUACGAGGAUUGUGCAGCUGAUCGACGACCUCGUUCGCCGGCAGGAGGUGGAUGGCAGAUGCUGUCUAUGCUUUAAGAAACUGAAGCUUGAAGGCGUGUUGCGUGCACUGAAUCUGGAUGAGUAUACGCAGAAGAUGCUGUUGGACAGUGUCCAUGACGGCCUUCAUGCGGACGUCGAGCGCGACUGCGAGCUCCGAGACGUCUUCAUCGAUCUUCCAGACGGGCAGAAGUUGCAUCUUGAGCUCCCGCAAGACAUGGAGGCCCUCCGAAUCCAGGAGCUGGUUGCUCAGCGCCUGGGCUUCGAGACCAGCCAAAUCCGCCUUGUGGACUCCGUGCGGCCCCCGCCCGACGCAGAUGCCAGCCUUUGCCUCCAAGUCGAAGUCCGAGCAAGAGUGCGAAACGAGACCAUGGACUGGGCCCUGGAAAUGAACUCUUGGCCCCCUCAUCGACUGAAGCGGGAGCUGAUAGUUUUCGUCCAGGAGAAUCUUGAUAUGCGGCCUCUACCAACGGCACCGGACAAAACGUGGGGGAGCUCUGGGGCUCUUGCAGAGAUCGUGCAUCAAAUGAGCGAACUCCUGAAGCAGCCCCUCGCUGCGCGUGGACCUCGUUCCGAUGACAAGGUCGGGGAGCUGUACAAAGACCUAUUGAAGAUACUGAGAGAGCGCUUCGAGAAAUGGCCAGACACCACGCCAGAGGAGCUCAUGGAAGAACUGCAGUGA
Messenger RNA from Symbiodinium necroappetens, 855 nucleotides. The record is from the annotation of a GenBank genome assembly. NCBI's taxonomy places the organism in Eukaryota, Dinophyceae, Suessiales, Symbiodiniaceae.